AACUUAUUAAAUAGAUCAUGGGGAUUUCAGGUCUAUUGCCACUUCUGAAAGAAGAAACUGUGGCUGUGAAAUUGUCCCAGUACAAAGGAUUGACGCUUGUUGUUGACAUAUCAUGCUGGCUACACAAAGGAUCAUAUGGGUGUGCAAUGGAACUCGCUCAAGGCCAGAAAACUGAUUCAUAUGUUACCUACUGCCUGAAAUUUGUCAAUAUGCUACUUUCAAACGACAUAAAACCAAUCAUUGUGUUCGAUGGAUGUGAUCUUCCGGCUAAAUCUCCCGUAACGCAGACGAGGCGUAGGAAACGCGAGGAGAAUUUGUUGAAAGGCAAAGAAGCAAUGAAAAGUGGGAAUCUCGGGGCUGCCAGAAAUUUCUUCGUGCAAUCUAUUUCAAUUACAAAUGAUAUGGUGCAGAAUGUUAUGACCGCGUUUCGGCAGCGAGGUGUGGACUGUAUUGUGGCGCCUUACGAGGCCGAUGCUCAGAUCACCUACUUCGUCAAGAGUGGAAUCGCACAUGCUGCAGUCACUGAAGACUCCGAUCUGCUCGUGUUCGGAUGCCAAAGGGUGCUGUUCAAGUUGGACUUGAGUGGCAAUGCGAUGGAGGUGGACUUGCGACGGGUGUUCAAGGGGGGCAAAGUGUUCGAGGGAUUCGACGAAGAGAAGUUCCGCCGGGCAUGCAUCCUGUCUGGCUGUGACUAUUUGCCAGAUGGACUCCCUGGAAUAGGACUGAAGAAAGCGGUGAAAGUUUUCAAGUGUGCGUUGACCAAUGAAGUCGAGAGGAUAUUGAAGAGAGUUGGAACCUACCUGAAGAUGGAAAUUGAAGUGAGUGAUGAAUACGUUCAAGAGUUCAUCAACGCCGAGAACACUUUCAAAUACUCUUGGGUAUUUGACCCGCUAGAAAAACGACUCAAACCCCUCACAGAAUAUCCUUCUGGGUUUGACUCGAAAUCCUACCCUCAGUGUGGGCCUAUGUUUAGUGAGAGUAUAGCCUUCCAAGUUGCUCUGGGAAAUGUCAACACACGGACCAUGGAAUUUGUGAACUCAUACAGUCCCGGAACAAAAAUAGUGGCUAAGAAGAAUGUGUUGCAUGAUGGACAUGUGUUGAAUCCCACCCCCUUGACUCCACUGCACAGACUCAGCAUAUGGAGUCCCAACUACAGCCCAAAGUGCGCGUUUGUGGAUCGAGUGAAAUCGAGUAGUUUUUCGUCGAAUGUCGUCAAGAACACUGGUGGAUCGAUUCCAUCUACUGGCUGCAGAAGAACAGACGAAGCAGUUGUCUCUUUUGCAGACAGCUCUCUUCUAGCUUCAAUUGAAAAAAUGAAGUCUCCAUCGCAAUCGCCCCAAAAACCGGUUGAGUGGAAGAGACUGACUUCUAAUCCAGACGACUAUUGCACUGAGAAGAAAUCUGCCCAAGAACUCUCUCUGCUCUACUUGGAAGAAAACUUCGCUCGACCAACAAAAUUAAAACCAACAUCAACACUAACCACAAACACAACAACAUCGAACAAAGCAUCAGGAGGUUCACAAUCAGCUUCAAGAAAUAUCUCAACAGAAUCUACAGGAGAGAGAAUAGUUAGUAGAAGAGAUAGCAAUGGCAGUUUGAAGGAGAACAUACUGAGUACUAUAAAGAGGAGAGAUGGCAGUGGUCCGAUUAAGAGACCUCGAGCCUCUUUUGAGAACUCUUCUCUGCAGACGUUUGAGAUGUCGAGUGUGAAGAAGCGAAGAGAGGAGACUCAGAGUCUGUUGAGACAGCUGAGCGAGUGCGAUAGCAACAGGGUUCCAACUGCAAACGAAGAAGCAAACGACGAUGUUCAGGAAAUACUGGGAGAAACAACUCCACGCAAGGCAAAGUCACUGUGUCUAGACAACAUCGAACCGAUAUCUCCACUCCACGAUAGAAUUCAUUCAGCCAAAAAGAAAAACAAUCCGUUCUCAGCUUCGAAAUCACCAGCACAGCUAGUGACCUCAGUUCUCGUUGGAAAAUCGCCGCAUAAAAAGACGAGUGGUUGUGAGAAAAAUAAGUCGAAUGAAGAUUACGUUCCGCCAUCGAGGCGAAUGUUUCAGUCCAAAAAAAUAGUGGAUAAGUCAGUGGAUUCAAACAAAAAAGUGUACAGUUUGGACCAGUUCUUCAACGCACCCAAAAUGAAAAUGACCGAAGAAAAAUUGAAAACGGACACUGAAAAUAAAGGAGAUAAACUGAACACAUUUGUCCAUAGUCCAAGCAAUGAAAGUGCAAUAAAUAAACAGUUCAAAUCGCCUCUUAAUUCGUCUACCUCAAUUUUGAAUGAAGCAGGAGAAAUCAAACGAAAGAGUUUUUCAAUAGAUUCCAACGAGAAGGUUAUUGAAGUCGUUAAUUUGGACGACGAGGAUGAUAAAUCACCGAAAAAGGCCUCUUCUAAUAUGAUUACGCCGUCUAAAAUUAGAUCGAAAUUGCAUUCGAAGUCCCCAACUGCGGACAAUAAACAGUCUACGCUUCCGUGGGGAUCAAAUGUGAUAAGCUCUGUCGCACCUGCGACAAAGUCAAAAGCGAAACGAAAGAUUGUCAAAUCUAAGUAUUUCUGACCGACACAAGGAGGAGUUGCUGGCGGCAUUCAAUGAUAACAUUUAGGCAUAGACUAUUUUUGAAGAAGUAUCUCAAUCAUGAAAACUAUGUGUUGUUUGGGAAGUAAACUCAAUCACUUGUUUGAAAGUCUCAUUACUUGUUUUUAAAAUUGUGCUUUGAGUUUGAUCUUUUGUUUUGUUCAAUAAUUUA
Molecule: messenger RNA, 2748 nt
Organism: Symsagittifera roscoffensis
Lineage: Eukaryota; Metazoa; Xenacoelomorpha; Acoela; Convolutidae
Product: exonuclease 1-like
Exons: 14
Coding region: 18-2558 (846 amino acids)
Biological process (GO): DNA recombination; mismatch repair
Cellular component (GO): nucleus
Molecular function (GO): 5'-flap endonuclease activity; 5'-3' DNA exonuclease activity; metal ion binding
Source: RefSeq, a predicted model, not a curated record